AUGGGUUGGAGAGGAAUAUUAGGUUUCGAAUAUGGCAUAGUUCAGGCACCAUUAGGUCCUGAUAUCUCUGGUCCCCAACUUGUUGCUGCUGUUGCCAAUGCUGGUGCUCUUGGCCUUCUCAGAGCUCCUGAUUGGGAAUCCCCGGAUUACUUGAGGGAGCUCAUAAAGAAAACCAGAACAUUAACUGAUAAACCCUUUGGGGUUGGUGUGGUUCUCGCUUUUCCUCACGAGGAGAAUUUGAAGGCAAUUCUUGAUGAAAAAGUCGCAGUCUUGCAAACUUACUGGGGUGAUUGUACACCUGAAUUGGUUGCCAAGGUUCAUUCAGCUGGGGUCAAAAUUGUUCCACAAGUUGGGAGUGUCGAAAGUGCAAAACUGGCAAUUGAUGCUGGUGCCGAUGGAAUCAUCGUACAAGGACGUGAAGCUGGUGGUCAUGUUAUUGGUCAGGAUAGUUUAAUUUCAUUGGUGCCGAGGGUGGUCGAUCUUGUUGGCGACCGCGAUAUACCUGUUAUCGCAGCUGGAGCUAUUGUAGAUGCUCGUGGUUAUGUCGCUGCUCUAGCACUUGGUGCUCAAGGCGUCUGUCUAGGCACUAGGUUUCUCGCAACUGAGGAAAGCUAUGCUCAUCCUAUAUACAAAAGAAAGUUAGUUGAACUCGAUGAAACUGAGUACACAGACGUAUUUGGCAGGGCAAGAUGGCCCGAUGCACCUCAUCGUGUACUGCAGACACCCUUCUUCAAGGAGUGGAAAUCCCUUCCAUCCCAUGAAAGUGAAGCAAACCAAUCUGUCAUUGGCCAUUCAACAAUUCACGGCGUGGAGAAAGAUAUACGCCGUUUUGCCGGUACAGUCCCAAACAUGACAACUACAGGAGAUCUUGAGAGUAUGUGUAUGUAUGCUGGUGAAGGUGUUGGUCUCAUCAAGGAAAUUUUGCAUGCUAGUGAAGUGAUAAAAAGACUAGUUGAAGAGGCUCAACUUAUAAUUCAGCAAAACUUCAAGUAG
This is a messenger RNA of Lathyrus sativus (Indian pea), 993 nucleotides long. The record is from the annotation of a GenBank genome assembly. Lineage: Eukaryota; Viridiplantae; Streptophyta; Magnoliopsida; Fabales; Fabaceae.